UCCGCAUUACGACUGCUGCCGAAGUGUUGCCAUAACAGGCACUCGGCUAACGCUAAUGUUUGCUAACCAAUUAGAAGAAUAGGUGAGUGUUAUUUGUCUAAACAUUUCUUAAAUUGAAGCUAAAUCAUCCCAGGCGCUGUCAGUGUUAGGACGCCAACAAAACUGCACGGACAAGUGUUGCUGUCAUUUGUGUGAGUGUUCCAGUCUGAACCAUGGAACAGUGUGCAUGUGUUGAGCGGGAGCUGGAGAAAGUGCUCCAUCGCUUUGUAAUGUACGGCCACCAGUCUGAGGAGAGGCUAGAUGAGCUCCUGCGCAGCGUUUGUGAGAUACGAGGACAGCUAGUAGCUUUCGGAGUACAAGAUGCAGACUUAUCUGUGCUAUCUCAGACUAUGGCACAAUGUUGCAAGAAUAUCAAAGAAACAGUGCAGAUGUUAGCAUCCCGACAUAAGGACAUCCAUGGAAGUGUGUCAAAAGUGGGAAAAGCCAUUGACCGGAAUUUUGACGCAGAGAUCAGUGCUGUCGUGGCAGAGACGGUGUGGGACACCCCAGAGAGACAGAAAUAUCUGAGUGAGACCAUUGUGGAGCACCUGUACAGGCAAGGGAUGCUCAGUGUAGCAGAGGAUCUUUGUCAGGAGUCGGGUGUUGUUAUAGAUAUGAGCAUGAAGCAGCCUUUCCUGGAGCUCAACAGAAUCCUUGAAGCACUGAGAAUGCAGGACCUCAGGCCAGCAUUGGAGUGGGCGGUGACGAAUAGGCAGCGGCUUUUGGACCUUAACAGUAGUCUAGAAUUCAAGUUGCAUCGCUUGUACUUCAUCAGCCUGCUCAGUGGGGGUAUCAACAACCAAAUGGAGGCACUGCAGUAUGCCCGGCACUUUCAGCCCUUUGCCUCCCAGCACCAGAGAGAUAUUCAGAUCUUGAUGGGAAGUCUCGUGUACCUGCGUCAUGGUAUUGAGAACUCUCCGUACCGCAGCCUGCUGGAGACAGAUCAGUGGGCUGAGAUCUGCAACAUCUUCACCAGGGAUGCCUGUGCUUUACUGGGCCUUUCUGUAGAGUCACCACUCAGUGUUAGUUUUGCAUCAGGCUGUAUGGCUUUGCCAGUGCUGAUGAACAUCAAGCAGGUGAUCGAGCAGAGACAGUGCAGUGGAGUUUGGACGCAUAAAGACGAGCUGCCUAUUGAAAUUGACCUUGGGAAGAAGUGCUGGUACCACUCUGUGUUUGCCUGCCCAAUCCUCAGACAGCAGACCUCAGAGAGCAAUCCUCCCAUGAAGCUAAUCUGUGGUCAUGUCAUCUCCAGAGAUGCCCUCAACAAACUGACUAAUGCUGGGAAGUUGAAAUGUCCGUACUGCCCCAUGGAGCAGAAUCCGUCACAUGCCAAGCAGAUCUACUUUUGAUACCGCACACCCUCCUCCCGAGUAAGGAUGAAGUUCCCUGGAGCUAUUUGCUUUUCCAGGACCAUUUGCUCUGGCCCUUUUUCUUCUGUCCCUGGCCUCUCGGCCUGUUUCUGUAAGCAUUAAGGUUUUACCCCAGUGCUCCUCCGGACAGCCUCGGCCACCCUUUAACCCACCUAGGACCACCCAACUUUGCGUAAUAUACAGAGACAGUCCAGCGGGAAAGGUCCAGCUACAACCUUGUAGUAGAGUGAGGAGUCUGUCAGUAAUGAGAAACCUCCUCGUGAAGAAGCACCUCUGAGAAAGGAUCAUUCAUUGAGAGUCAUUUGCAAAUGCCUGCAGACUUAUAGGCUUAUCUUUUUAAAGUAUGUGAUACUUUAUAGUGUUUGUUUUCUCGGCUUAAGCGACUGUUUGAGUUGGAUGACUGCUUCUUUUUUUUCUUUUGUUUUUGUGACAGAAGCAGUUGAAUGGUUGUGCAUGAGUGAGUGUGGGUGAAAGUGGUAUAGAUCAGCAGUUUCUGAUUUCAGGAGGUUAAAAACGUCUAUUUAACAUACCACAGAGAACAAACUGUUGGUUUAUUAUUUGCAGGUAAUGGGACAUAUGGAGGUCUAUCUUGAAUUGAACUCUAUUGUGACCCUGGAUACUACUUCUUAAUGUAAUAAAGGCCUCACGUAGCUUGAAAGUCUGAUUUGUUGGCUGAUGUUUGAUCAGUUAAACUCAUCAAAGGUGGAACAGCUUUUUUUUCUUUUUGGACUGAGUGCACCAGCAAGAAUUUUCCUCAUUGUAGAAGCCAUUUGUCUUGUUCCAUGUAUGUAUUUAACAAACAAUGACAACAAGGAAACACAAAUAUAUACUACUGUGAAAUGUGCUUUGUUUCUACUUCUCAUUGCGACCGCCACAUGUAAAAUAGUAACUUAAACUGAACAGAAAAAUGCAUUUAUCAACACUACUGCGUAACUUACUCAACUAACGACCUGACAGCUUACAACUCAGCUGUGCCAUCGCUCCCCUCUGUCCCGCGUUAUGUACCCUAAGCUUGCACGCCAUGUGAUUUGAAGAUGUUAAAGUGGUGUGAUGGUAGCCGUAUGGUCUGACUUGCAGUGGCUGUAGGCUUGUGAUUCAGCUUUACUUGUCGUGGGUGGGGGAGUCCUCUGAUCAUUGUGGCUGUUGUUUAUUAAUAUACUUAGAAAAUGCCUCUGCUGCGUAGGUUUUUGCUUUUGUUUGGGAAUGAGUCAGAUAAGAAACAUAGAAAUCCAUACAUUUCCUCAGGGCUCAUUGUUAUGGUUCAAACCACACUUUGCAGUUAGUAUUAGAGGUGUACAUUUAUAUAAGGAGCAAAUCUUGAUUUUAAACAAAGAUUACACAGAUUUAGAGGCUGAUAGUUUGGGGUGUUAAAAGGAGUUUGUAAAUAUAAUAUUCAUCCGAUGAUGUGUAUUCAUACACUUGGGUAAAGCCUGUCACGACCUCCAAGGCAUGGAUGUUCAAAGCGUAGAAUUCCUGGUGUCAUCUUAACAAUAGUGAUGUCAGCUCACGCUCAAGUGAGGCUCAUUUGUUCAGAAAGCACCGCACCAGCAUAGCUCACACAGAUGACGCAACAUUACACUCGCUUUCAGUUCAGAGUUUAACCAUUUUAUCUCGAUUUCUUUUGGAAUGAGUUUAAGCACAUGUUUUGUGUGGACUUUCACUGAAUUUCCUGUUUUUCUUUCUUUGACAAUCAUUCAUCAAUUCUUCCAGCGUUCCCUCAGAUAAACUGCUAGCGCUUUCUACUUCUUCUGUCAUUAAUUUUGUUGAAUGUUUGCAUUUCCUGCUUUUGUGUGUGCAACUUUUAUUGUAAAUAUUUAUCCUCUAACAUGUUUCAUAUACUUGCAUCUGAAAUUAAAAUAAAAAUUUAUACUCCAAGGUGACAUUGGAGGUGUUUUCUGGCAUUUGGUGGUAGCCUUCUCAGAUCCUGACUAACUGAUCCUUUCCCUUCAUGGUUCCUUUUAAACACAUGGACAAAAUUGUUGGUGCCCUGCAGUUACAGAAAAAAAAAAAGAAAACACAAUGGUGACUGAAAAAACUUAAAGGAACAAAAACAAUAAUUACAGAAAA
This is a messenger RNA of Cheilinus undulatus (humphead wrasse), 3476 nucleotides long. It is a transcript of the gene rmnd5b, whose product is annotated as required for meiotic nuclear division 5 homolog B. The record is from RefSeq and is a predicted model, not a curated record. Gene Ontology annotation, biological process: proteasome-mediated ubiquitin-dependent protein catabolic process. The transcript is spliced from 10 exons. Gene Ontology annotation, cellular component: GID complex; nucleus; cytoplasm. Lineage: Eukaryota; Metazoa; Chordata; Actinopteri; Labriformes; Labridae. Gene Ontology annotation, molecular function: protein binding; ubiquitin protein ligase activity. The coding region runs from base 213 to 1388 and encodes 391 amino acids.